UCGUAACAUUGCUGCCUUCACAUCUAUCGCUUGCGCUUGAUCAUUGUUGCCUACUUUCCCGCUCGACCAUCUCCGCACAGUAUCUGGCGCUAUCAGACCCAAGCCGGUAGUACAUCCAUGGCUGCAUGUUGAUCAGGCAUCCAGGCAACUGUGUUCAUAGGGCUACCAUUGGCACGAUGAGAGGUUUUCGAAACGGGUCAUUUCUAUGCUAGCAGACUGUCUCAAUACCAGAACGAUCUAGGACUUCUUUCAUCCUAACGUCUCAGACCUGCUCUGGACUUGUUGCGGUGACUCAUUGGCGACUAAGCCGUGGAAGCAGGAUCAACCGCACAUCAAGCCGCCUAAAUUGUCCCGUGUCGAACCAGGAUGGCAGAAGUAUUGGUCUCGACCGAGACGGAGACUGUCGAAUCAGUGACACCAUCGUACCGUCGGCGAGUCCGUCUGCAGGGCGCAAAAUGAAAGAUGCGAAGCUAACGAAGACCAGCAAUGGCAAGUUGUUUAGCUGCGAGCCAUGUAGAAGAGGCAAGCUUCGUUGCGACCACAACAGCCCCGUCUGUGGUCGAUGUGCUCGGCGUAACAAGCCCGAGCAGUGCAUCUACCAUCCUGCGCCCUUGACAAAGCCACGCGGACCCGAGUCUACGGGCGUCCAGAAGAGCAAGCCACCAUCGCGAUCAGCGACGACCGUGCCAUAUCAACCCUCUUAUCCAGCGACAACGUACGACCGGCCGCUCUCUGGACUUGUAAGCCCUCCUGGCAGCACCGGCGUCGGCGCACAACAACACGAUCAUUCUGCGUUCCGGCCAGUCAACAGACCAUCCACGGGACGUAACGCCAUCAUUCAGCCUCCACCGCCGGUCAUGGCUCCUACACCGACCUCUGGAGAGGAUCGACGUACAUCCUCAUCCGCAUCGUACGCAAGCCCUGAGGGGUCCAUGUCAUUCCGAGAAGGCAAGAUUGGUUUCCUGGGUCCAACCAGCUACUCCUCGAUCUUCACUGAAAACCCAGCUAGUCUGGGCCCAGGUGAGAACGAAGCGGUAGAAGACACGCCUAACUUGCCGCCCGUCUCUGCUGAGAGCAUUAAGUCUGGAGCAGAGAUAUUAGCUCUGCUCCGAGAUAUUCCACUCUAUGAGAAGUUCACACAGCGAUGGUUCGAUCUUUGUGAGGGUAUUCUCGUUAUGCAACCCGCCUACCGCAUAUGGAUCGAUGAGUUAUGGUCCGAAUUCGGCCGCUUACUGGUGCAAGGCAACCCGGAGCAACUGCGUAGCCUUUCGGAGCUGGUAUGGCGAAACACACGGAAGCCGAUGAAGAUACACGGAAACAUGACAGCUCGAGAGUGGGCCAAAGCUGCCUCCGGCCGGAACCUGAGAUGGGAGAUCGUUGGCAUUAUAUUAACAUUGGCUGGCCUGAUUGCAACCAACCUCAGCAACUGGGACAGCAUCUUCGACAACAUUCGGGACCGCUACAUUGAUAGAGCCAGCUUUGCGGAGCGCAUGCGAAAGGCUUCUGAGUUCUGUCUGUGCUUCUGCUACGAGUCCGAAGUGUUGAAUGAUCUGUAUGUAUGCUUCAUGUACGAAGAUCUCAUAUUGGUGGAAUGCUUGAAAGGAGAUGCGCAUUAUGCCGCAUGGCAACGGACGGGAGAAGUCUGCGAUGUCAUUAUCGCGCUAGGCCUGCAUCAAGGGAACAGAGUCAGCGCGGAGACGCCAUUCUUCCUCGCGGAGCUGCGGAAGAAGAUCUUUGUCUCAGCGUACGGUCGUGACAAAGUGACUGCGACGUUUCUCGGUAGGCCACCAAGACUAUCGCAUCGAUAUUGUAAGAUGCAAGAGCCGCUUGACCUCUCAGAUGAAGACUUAUUCCUGGAGGGAGCCGAACUGGAGGCGGCUCUCUCGCAACUCGACGCGAACGGAUGGAAUACGGGCGGAACGCUCUGUCGCACGACCUGGCUCCGUGUCUGGUUCCAACAUUGCCGCAUACGAGAAGACAUCCUCGAGAUAGCCCUAGGCUCGGAGGAAGAAGACAUCACGUACAGAAGCAACCGAAUCCGCGACGAAUUGGACCGCCUACACGCCUCGUACCCGGCCUUCAUGCGAAUAUCACCUGAGCAGGUACUGGAAGGUAGCGAUGUGCAGGUAGGCAAAGGCUGGGGUUUCGCCAAAUCCGAGCUAGGCGCGCGCCAGGUCAACGGCAUCUUUAUGAUUUGCAUUCACACUGGGAUCACAUAUACCGAGUUCUUGCUUCAGCGCGCGAUGAUCAACCGACGAAAGAUGGAUUACAAGGAUCUGAUACCCAUUUCCAAGCGGAUUCUAAAGCUUGUGUUGUUGGCACAAUCACGAAGAGACCUGUUCCGCGACUUCCAGGGCGACCUGAUAUAUUUGUGUACAACCCACGGCCUUCCCACUGCAGGUGUCCUAGCCAUCGAACUCCUCAAGCAGGAACAAUCACGCCAAUACACCCCGGACAUCCUACCUCGGUCUGAAACGAUACAGGAUCUCAGCGUCUUCAUCUCGGCAUUGGGAGCCGUAGAGCCGGGUGAGGGUAACUAUUCAAUCUGCAACCAAGGCCGGCGGGCAUUAAAGCGGGUGCUGGAUCAGAUCUUAAGUCCACAGCCGCUUCCCACAACGUCCGCUGAACAGCCGGCGUUUGACGAGAUGAGCUUAUACUUUCCGACUGCUAACGAUGCGGAUUUCCUGCAGUGGCUGGAGAACGUGGAGUGGGAUAAGGGCAAUUUCAUGGACGCUCCGCCAGGCUCUCAAGGGGUUGCGCCCUGAGUACUCGCUGUAGCUGGUCUGGCUGAGGUGCAAUUUGUUGUUUACAGCAUUAGGCGCAGGUUGUUGUUACAGCAUUAGGCGCAGGCGGUAAUGAUCGUGAUGCGAAAUGUGCAGCGACGGCAUGAUGGCUUUGGG
Messenger RNA from Baudoinia panamericana UAMH 10762, 2900 nucleotides. RefSeq lists its product as uncharacterized. Lineage: Eukaryota; Fungi; Ascomycota; Dothideomycetes; Mycosphaerellales; Teratosphaeriaceae. Gene Ontology annotation, cellular component: nucleus. The transcript has 4 exons. Bases 456 to 2765 code for a protein of 769 amino acids. Gene Ontology annotation, molecular function: zinc ion binding; DNA binding; DNA-binding transcription factor activity, RNA polymerase II-specific. The record is from RefSeq and is a predicted model, not a curated record. Gene Ontology annotation, biological process: DNA-templated transcription; regulation of DNA-templated transcription.